AUGUCGACGGAAAGGGGCAACAUGCCCUGGACCAGCACCGUUUGUCAGGCACAGUGCUACAGACCGCAAGCCGAAUUCCGCAGAUGGCAAGAUCCGCCUCAACACGCCCCAGCCUGCGCCUAGCACUCUUGCCGAUCAUGUUGCGGCACAGCUUGUCCGUCAUCUGAAGACAGCCCCAGAUCGCGGCAUCGUCAUCCAGACCAGGUAUCUCAAGGACCUGCCCAAGCGCCUAUCCCAGCACCCAAGCCUGAGAGACACUGUCAGCCUGUUUUACACGGUCUGGGCCGAUCAUUGCCGUCGAAAACCUGCCGUUGAUUUCAUUAACCUGCCAGAAUACGGCAAGGCUAUCCGAAGUCUUCGUCUAGCCUUGUCGGGUGACCAGGCCUUCACGACCGAGACACUCGCAUCUGCAACGAUUCUCCAUCGCGCAGAAGAGGUGUUCAAUCCUAGCCGCCAUAAGUUACUCCAUCAGCAAGGAAUCGCGAGCUUGGUGACAGCAGUCGGCAAGCCUAGGCUGAAUGACGAUUUUCAGGCAACACUCAUGGCUGAAAUAUAUAUUAAUAUGGUAUGAUUGCUUCGGUUUAUCUCCUCCUGUCGUUACUUAACUCUUUGCUGCCGCGUAAUUUCACCUAUAGAAUUGUCUACGUUUUGCAUUAUCACUGACCAGCGAACUGUAUCUAGGUUCCACAUUCAGUUGCAACCGGUUGGCAGAAUAAUCUGAACGAGCCCGAUUGGAGAGAUUCUAUCGAGAAAAGCCUAUCGUACUGCAUACAGAACGAAGAGGCAAGAUCGCAGUUCAAGUCAACCAUGCGUACGUGCGGAGACAUGGUGGAUAGACUCCCAACGUUAGUCCAGAUGAUCCGGACUUCCGGUCCUGGUGUUGGCCAGGACGAAAGGAAAACAGCAUUGAAGAAGGAAUUUCAGCAGACGAUCAUGGAUAUGCAAAAAAGAAUCGCCGCAUUGGUGAGAGAGCUCAUCCAGCUGGGAGAGAUAACAGAAGACAAGGACCCAAAAUCGAUUGCGGGCACAAGCUACAGCUUCUCGAGUGUGACCCUCGCCCAAAUAUUGCUCUCUAUGCAAAGUCUCCAUCUGGGAUUCUCCAGAAUGCUCUAUGACUGGAGCCUAGCGGAACAGUUUCCAGAUACAAACGCCAGUACCAGAAUCUGA
Molecule: messenger RNA, 1167 nt
Organism: Clonostachys solani
Lineage: Eukaryota; Fungi; Ascomycota; Sordariomycetes; Hypocreales; Bionectriaceae
Source: the annotation of a GenBank genome assembly